UUGAGCAAACCAAGCGCUGAGCGGCAGCACUGCACCUAAAACACUUUGCGAGCGGCAUAUCUACCUUAGAUCAAACCUCUGCCUUUAGCUUUUCGUUAGCCUAUUCCUCGACACCACGCAGAUUUCCCUCUGUCUCAGCGGUACAUGCAACUGAUACCACUCUGAACACAAGAGCUGGGGACAGCCUGUCUCUUCACACCGCAACCUUGCAUCGAGGUGUUAACUACUUUCCUUUCCAUGUUACUCCGUUAUCUCCGGUAUUUUCGAGCCUGCCACUGAAAAGUUUCUGUUGUGAGGAUAAACGAAAUCUAGGACCUGGAUCUUCAAAGGGAUUGUUUAUAAUAACACGUUGACCUGAGGAGGAUGACCCCGCAGUGAGACUGGACCCUUCCGUGAGGACCCACCUUCCCCUGACCUGCGUGUCCAGAGCGGCCUCCCGCACGCCGGACACCCCGCCCCACUCCUUCUUCUCACAGCCCCUCCUCUGGUCCCAGGAACCGCCUUCCCCAGGUACCAGGAUGGACCUGCACCGGGCCGCCUUCAAGAUGGAGUCGUCCUCCUACCUCCCCAACCCGCUGGCGUCCCCGGCCCUCAUGGUGCUGGCGUCCACCGCCGAGGCCAGCCGCGACGCCUCCAUCCCCUGCCAGCAGCCCCGCCCCUUUGGCGUGCCUGUCUCCAUGGGCGAGAAGGACGUGCACCUGCCCUUCAACAACGGCUCCUACACCUUCGCCUCCAUGUACCACCGGCAGGGCGCCGUCCCCGGGGGUUUUCCCAACCGGGACUUCCCCCCCUCCCUGCUGCACCUACACCACCAGUUUGCGCCCCCAAACCUGGACUGCUCCCCCAUCACCAUGUUGAAUCACAGCGGGGUGGGGGCCUUCCGGCCUUUCGCCUCCCCUCCGGAGGACCGCGACGGGGCUGGGGGCUACCAGUCGGCCUUUACCCCGGCCAAGCGCCUCAAAGGCUGCCUGGACGCCGACGCAUCUCCUCACCUGCGCUACACGGACGCUGAGGGCAAAGAGUAUGACUUUGGGGGCGCGCAGAUCCCCUCCAGCUCCCCGAGCGCCCUUAAGGCAGUGGAGGACGCUGGGAAAAAGAUUUUUGCCGUGUCUGGUCUGUUGUCGGACCGCGAGACGUCAUCAAGCCCAGAGGACCGCAUCGAACGUUGUAAGAAGAAAGUGUCUCUGUACGACAGCCAGGCUCCCAUCUGUCCCAUCUGCCAAGUGCUGCUUCGCCCCGGAGAGCUGCAGGACCACAUGGAGCAGGAGAUGGAGCGCCUCACCCACAUGAACCUUAGUAAGAACUCGUCACAUGGACACAAGGAUGGGAGUAUGGCCCCAGGAACUCCUAAGUCCAUGCUGCUGUCGGUGCACAUCAAACGCGAGGGGGAGUCACCGGUGGUCUCCCCCCUCUCCUCCGAAGACGCCCAUCACUCCGACAGAUACCAGACAUUUUUGCGAGUGCGGGCAAAUAGGCAAACGCGAUUGAAUGUCGAUGACCUCUGCUGGUGCAGGCGCUACGCCAAGGAAAGUGUCAAAAGUGUUCCCCUUGGACUGCAUAACGGAGCCCCCGUGGCCCCCUGCUGCAUUCGCCACGCCCGGAUUGGGAAGAUGAAGCGCCGGAAGCCAGAAGAUGGGCAGGUAUGUCCACUGUGCAGCGCGCCGCUGGCAGGGACGGAGGAGGAGAUGAGUAGGCAUGUGGAACAAUGUCUGUUCAAGAGGGAGGGAGUGUUUGCUGAGGAUGACUCUGCAGACAUGGAUGGAGAGAACGGGACCCGCUUCGAGGAGUACGAAUGGUGUGGCCAGAAGAGGGUCAGAGCUACCACCCUGCUGGAGGGAGGCUUCAGAGGAACAGGCUUUGCCAUGUGCAGCACGAAGGAGAACCACGACAGCGACGCGGACCUGGACGUGGAUGGAGAUGACACGCUGGAGUACGGCAAGGCCCAGUACACGGAGGCUGACAUCAUCCCCUGUUCCGGAGAAGACCAAGGAGAAGCCAAAGAACGGGAGGCCCUGCGCGGAGCCGUGUUGAAUGGAGGAAUGCCGUCCAACAGAAUAACACCAGAGUUCUCCAAAUGGGCCAGCGACGAGAUGCCCUCCACGAGCAACGGAGAGACCAGCAAGCUGCAGCCUCCUCAGGAUCCCAACACCUCCUGCUCGUCCUCCAACGCCCCGCGCACCUGUAAAAACAGUGACAUAGAGAAGAUCACGGAGGACUCGACUGCCACCACGUUGGAAGCACUAAAGGCCCGCAUCCGGGAGCUGGAGAAACAGAUCCUGCGAGGGGACCGAUAUAAAUGCCUCAUCUGCAUGAGGAAGAGAUUCCAAACAGACAGGGCCGAAGACAAGAAUCUGGGCCAAUCGAGCCGGGCCCUGGCGGUCACGGCAGCCAAUGAGAGGCGGGUUGCGGAGAGCUCAAAGCCCCUCCCGCUCAGCGUUUACUGUUUGUAUAGAGGCUACGUAAUGGGCUGCGCCGGCGGCGGGAUUAAACGGCUGAUGCCGCUACGGAGGGACUCGUACACGAUGCCCCUCACCUCCAUCCAGUGUUGGCAUGUCCACUGUGAGGAAUGCUGGCUGAGGACUUUGGGAAACAAGAAACUGUGCCCACAAUGCAACACCAUCACAUCACCAGGCGAUCUGAGGCGUGUCUACUUGUGAAGAAGACAGCGCUUGCCUGACCGGCCCCCACCUCCAGCCCCGUCCCUCCCACCCACUCCUCCUUCUUCCAUUUCCUCUCAGCGUAUUGCAUUUUUUUUGGUUUGUUUUUGACCUUGCGUGAGCCUGGGCUUUGAUCCCCCACCCCCAGAGAGACGACCCCUGAUGUCUCCAGUGACUCUUCACACCUGGGGGGAGGACUGUCUGACCCACGAGACUUGGGAACAAAACUGUUCAUUUAGUCUGAGCAUUCGCAGAACAGGCUCCCUGCUCACUCCACACUGCCCUCUAGCGGCGGGUGGUCCACUCUGCAGGCGACAACCAUCCACCCUGGCUCACGCUCCUGCUUUAGGGUGUUUGGUCCCAUAGCUCCCAAGUGAAGGGUCCCAGUUUUGCUGUUUUCAUUCCUGAUGGAGCCUAAUCCAACCCCGCCCCCAACCCCCGCCCCCCGAGAGACCCAGGUGGGAAUGUGUGGUAGACCCUCUCCCCCCCAUACCAUCUCUACCCGCUCUGUAAGAAAAACCUCUAUCGGUUCCAGUCACCUGGGCAGCCCAGCUAGACGUUUAGACCGCGGUCUGUCCUCACAGCCAGCCAGCUUUAAGGGCCUGCUAAGGGGGAAAGCAAAACAAACUUUAGGAGCUUUCAGCCAAAGCAACAACCUCAGAACAACCAAGGGAUCGUCCUCUUCUCCUUUUCAAACGUUUUUCUUUUGUGCUGUUAAGUAGUGAAGUCAACCAAAUCCCAAGAGUCAGUGCAAGCACAUGUAUAAUAGUCUAUGUAUGUUUACAGUGUUGUGUGUAAAUGACAUAGAAGUUACACUUGUAUACAUAGGGUCCACACACACGCGCACACACACGCACACACACACACACUAAAGUAUAUAUUAUUACAGACCGGUUUUGAGUUUUGGGGAGGGGAAGGGAAUUAUGUUUUAAAAAAAUUGGCGAUAAAGAAAGCCCUCUGUAUUUUUAAAGCAAUGUUGUCGUCCUAAGGUUAAAGUUGUAUUUCGUUGUACAGGAAUACAUUUAAGUAAUAAUAAUAAACUACUCCAAUAGAAAUUCAAGGUUUAGACGGUGUAAAGUUUUCAUUCAAUUAUACAGUAAAAGCUGUAGAAGAUGUAGACCUAAAGCAAUUUCUUUGGCCCGGGAACAUUACCCAACAUAAGGAGAGUUGAUGGCUUUGAAUUGUUCCAUAACUGCAACGCGGGCUAAAUCACAACCAAUUCAGUUUACUACCACCUGCGCUGCUUCUUCUUAGUUGUACAGCCUGUGUGCUGAUCCUGUCACUUCCUCAUCACUUUGGUUUCUGUUAUGACCUCCGCUCAGACCAAGCCUCCUAAGAUGCUUCUCCCGAAAUGUUUUUGAGCGCUCCUCCUGUUGUGCUGUCCAGCAAAGGCUCCAACCUGGCAACUCUUAAAGGCAGGUCCUUCCCAUCUGUGAGGGAGGGAGUAGUGGGCCGCCACAUCGGCCCCCGACCAGUCACUGAACACUUCACCACAGCAAGGUGGCGUGCUUUGUAUUUGUAAAACUAUGUAUCCUGUGAUGUCUGUAUUGAUGUAAGCUGACAAAAAAAUAAAGAAAUGAAAGGUUUA
Molecule: messenger RNA, 4245 nt
Organism: Esox lucius (northern pike)
Lineage: Eukaryota; Metazoa; Chordata; Actinopteri; Esociformes; Esocidae
Gene: rnf220a
Product: ring finger protein 220a
Exons: 16
Coding region: 519-2657 (712 amino acids)
Biological process (GO): protein ubiquitination
Molecular function (GO): metal ion binding; ubiquitin protein ligase activity
Source: RefSeq, a predicted model, not a curated record